AUGGCUAUGCACUUCAGGCUGCUUCUUAUCAAGGCCAUGCGCAAGUGGUACAGAUACUGCUGGAUCAAGGCGCAGAGGUCAUUGCUCAAGGUGGAAAGGCUUAGAAGCGGCACAGAACCCCCCAUUAUGGCACCUAUCUGA
This is a messenger RNA of Aspergillus nidulans FGSC A4, 141 nucleotides long. RefSeq lists its product as uncharacterized. The transcript has 2 exons. NCBI's taxonomy places the organism in Eukaryota, Fungi, Ascomycota, Eurotiomycetes, Eurotiales, Aspergillaceae. Bases 1 to 141 code for a protein of 46 amino acids. The record is from RefSeq and is a predicted model, not a curated record.